ACGUCACGAAAUAGGAGAAGGAACCGGAGGCACCGGAGGCGCGCCGGUCGGCGGCCUGCCGGAAUCCCCGCCGUCUCCGCACAUGCUCCGCACACCGGUUUCACUGGGUUUCACAACCCUCCUUGUUCGCAACAAUGAAUGAGCCGCGUGGCGGCGAAACUUUCCACCGGCACUGCCUCGGUCGUUUCCUCGCUACCGCUGCUCUUCCGCGGCGGAAUUUCAAGGUCGACGCCUGCGAGACGGCUGCCUCUAUCCAGUGCUCCUGCUUGGACCGCACGAACGCCGCUAGCGGUGACAACUUUCCUAUCCUCCCCAGUUAUCUGUGAGCAACAGGAUCGCCGAGUCGCCCAGCUACACAUUGUAAGGACCCAUCAUGCGUGCGGCUGCGAGGCGUCUUCUGCGGGUGCCCGCCCUGUGUGGGCGCUCGCUGAACUCCAGGAGGGCUCAGUCCAAGCUGUACCCUCUCAGCUCCGAGCAGGUCUUCGAGCGGGAGGACAGGUACGGAGCCCACAACUACCAUCCGCUGCCAGUGGCCAUCCACAGAGCCAAAGGAGUCCACGUGUGGGACGUGGAGGGUCGGCAGUACUUCGACUUCCUGAGCGCGUACAGCGCGGUGAACCAGGGCCACUGCCACCCGAAGAUCGUGCAGACGCUCCGGGAGCAGGCGGAGUACGUGACCCUCACAUCCCGGGCCUUCUACAACACGGCGCUCGGGGAGUUCGAGGAGUACCUGUGCGGCCUGUUGGGCUACGACAAGGUGCUACCCAUGAACACCGGUGUGGAGGCUGCCGAGACGGCGUGCAAGCUGGCCCGGCGCUGGGGCUACGACGUCAAGGGCAUCCCAGCCAACCAGGCUAAGAUGGUGUUUGCGGCCGAGAACUUUUGGGGCCGCAGCAUCGCGGCCAUUUCCGCCUCCACGGACCCCAGUAGCUACAAGGGAUUCGGGCCGUACCUGCCCGGCAUCGAGAUAGUGCCGUACGACGACCUGCCCGCGCUCGAGCGUGCCCUGGCGGACCCCAACGUAUGCUCGUUCAUGGUGGAACCCAUCCAAGGCGAAGCCGGAGUGGUGGUGCCAUCCGAGGGGUACCUCAAGGGUGUCCGCCGGCUCUGCACCCAGCACAGGGUGCUCUUCAUAGCCGACGAGAUCCAGACCGGCUUGGGCCGCACAGGAAAGCGGCUUUGCGUCCAUCACGACGACGUGCGUCCGGACAUUGUGACCUUAGGCAAGGCGUUGUCUGGCGGCGUCUAUCCGGUGUCCGCCGUGCUGGCAGACGACGAAGUCAUGCUGGUCAUCAAGCCCGGCGAGCACGGCUCCACUUACGGCGGCAACCCCCUCGGCGCCAGGGUGGCAAUCACCGCGCUUCGGGUUCUUGAGGAGGAAAAGAUGGCCGAAAAUGCUGAACGCCUGGGUCACAUACUCAGGGCAGAGCUGAACAAGCUGCCCAAGGACCGGGUACGACUGGUGCGCGGGAAAGGACUCCUCAAUGCCAUCGUGGUUGCACCAGAUCUGGAUGCCUGGGAGCUGUGCCUUCAGCUGAAGGAGAAAGGACUGCUCGCCAAGCCGACCCACGGGGACAAGAUUCGCCUGGCGCCACCCUUGGUUAUCACGGAGGAAGAACUGCGCCAGUGCAUUAACAUCAUCGGCGAUGCCAUCACCCAGUACAAGAGGCCAUGACUGUUUCCCCCUUUAUCCAACAUCGUCUUCCAAUUAAAAACAAACGACCUAAGCAA
This is a messenger RNA of Ixodes scapularis (black-legged tick), 1731 nucleotides long. It is a transcript of the gene Oat, whose product is annotated as ornithine aminotransferase, mitochondrial. Lineage: Eukaryota; Metazoa; Arthropoda; Arachnida; Ixodida; Ixodidae. Bases 374 to 1675 code for a protein of 433 amino acids. Gene Ontology annotation, cellular component: cytoplasm. Gene Ontology annotation, molecular function: identical protein binding; L-ornithine transaminase activity; pyridoxal phosphate binding. The transcript is spliced from 8 exons. The record is from RefSeq and is a predicted model, not a curated record.